Molecule: messenger RNA, 4738 nt
Organism: Pipistrellus kuhlii (Kuhl's pipistrelle)
Lineage: Eukaryota; Metazoa; Chordata; Mammalia; Chiroptera; Vespertilionidae
Gene: UBE3C
Product: ubiquitin protein ligase E3C
Exons: 23
Coding region: 300-3554 (1084 amino acids)
Biological process (GO): protein polyubiquitination; ubiquitin-dependent protein catabolic process
Molecular function (GO): ubiquitin protein ligase activity; protein binding
Source: RefSeq, a predicted model, not a curated record
GCACGGCGGUAGCGACCGGCGGCCAUCUUUCCUCCCGCCGCCGCUCCGGGCGCGAGUGUGACGGGCCGGCUUCCCCGCGGCGCCCUGGGCCGGGCCGGAGCGGGCGGAGGCGUGGAUGAGGGGGGACGUGAGGCGGAGCCCCCUCACAGUCACCGCCCCCCACGCGCGGACAGGCCCGGCGGGCGCAACACCGGGGUGGGCUCGAGGUCGCCCCCCGGCGCGGCCCGUCCUCCCCGCCGGGACCCUCCCGCCGCUUUCAAGCCCGGGCCCCUCCCCGAUGGGCUAGGGCGGCGGCAAAGAUGUUCAGCUUCGAAGGGGAUUUCAAAACGAGGCCCAAAGUGUCCCUCGGGGGCGCGAGCAGGAAGGAAGAAAAGGCUUCUCUUUUACAUCGUACUCAGGAAGAAAGAAGAAAGAGAGAGGAAGAAAGGCGAAGAUUGAAAAAUGCAAUAAUUAUUCAGUCAUUUAUUCGAGGCUAUCGAGAUAGAAAACAGCAAUACGCCAUUCAAAGAACUGCUUUUGACCACUGUGCUAACUCACCCCAGGCUGGGGGCACGCUUUCCAUUGCCAAUGGUCCCAACCUGACGGUUUUGGUGAGGCAGCUUCUGUUUUUUUACAAACAGAAUGAAGACUCAAAACGUUUGAUAUGGAUGUGCCAGAACCUAAUUAAGCACAGCUCUCUGUUUGUCCAGCAGUUGGAUGGAUCCGACAGACUUACAUGCUUAUUUCAGAUAAAGAGGUUGAUGAGCCUCUGUUGCAGAUUAUUGCAAAACUGUAAUGAUGACAGUUUGAAUGUUGCGCUUCCAAUGAGAAUGCUUGAGGUGUUUUCAUCUGAGAAGACUUACUUACCUGUUUUACAAGAUGCUAGCUAUGUGGUGUCCGUAAUUGAGCAAGUUUUGCACUACAUGAUUCAGAAUGGGUAUUAUAGAUCUCUCUAUUUGUUAAUUAACAGCAAGCUUCCAUCAAGUAUUGAGUAUUCUGAUUUAUCUCGAGUUCCUAUAGCAGAAGUUUUGUUAGAGAAUGUCCUAAAACCGUUGCACUUUACUUACAACUCCUGUCCAGAGGGCGCCAGGCAGCAAGUGUUCUCGGCCUUCACGGAGGAGUGUUUGGCAGCCCCUUUCACAGAGCAGAUCUUUCACUUCAUCAUUCCCGCGCUGGCGGACACCCAGGCCGCCUUCCCCUUCGAGCCCUUCCUGGACGCACUGCUGUCGGCGGAGAGCGGUGGCGCCAGGGCUCCCGGGCACGCACCCUGGCUCUUCUACUGUGUCCUGACCAUCGGUGAAAAUUACCUGGGGGCCCUCUCUGAGGAGGGCCUGCUGGGGUACCUGCGAGUGCUGCAGGCCUUCCUUGCACAGCUACCCGUUGCACCUGCCAGUGCCAGCUGCCAGGACUCUGGCAGCGACUCUGAAGAGGAGGGUGCGGAGGGCGAGCAGCGGAGGAGUACACCGGUGGACGGGAGACUGUCAUUACCAUACAUAACAGAGGAAUGUCUGAAAAAGCUGGAUACGAAGCAGCAGACCAACACGCUGCUCAACCUGGUGUGGAGGGACUCGGCCAGCGAGGAGGCCUUCACGCUGAUGGCCUGCAUCUGCCACACGCUCAUGGUGCAGCAGCGGAUGAUGGUGCCCCGAGUCAGGCUUCUCUACAGCUUGGCCUUUAACGCCAGGUUUCUGAGGCACCUUUGGGUUCUCAUAUCCUCAAUGACAACACAGAUGAUCACAGGGUCGAUGGUGCCGCUGCUUCAGGUGAUUUCAAGGGGCUCUCCCAUGUCCUUUGAAGAUUCCAGCCGCAUCAUCCCACUCUUCUACCUGUUCAGCUCCUUGUUUAGUCACUCUCUGAUCUCCAUACAUGAUAAUGAGUUCUUCGGGGACCCCAUAGAAGCCGCAGGUCAGAGACAAUCAUCCCUGAUGCCCUUCACUCUGGAAGAGUUGGUGGUGCUGUCCCGCUGCCUCCGCGACGCCUGCCUCGGGAUCAUCAAGCUAGCUUACCCGGAGACCAAGCCCGAGGUCCGGGAAGAGUACAUCACCGCGUUCCAGAGCAUCGGGGUGACCACGAGCGCCGAGAUGCAGCAGUGCAUCCAGACAGAGCAGAAGCGGUGGAUCCAGCUGUUCAAGGUCAUCACCAAUCUGGUGAAGAUGUUGAAGUCCAGAGACACGAGGAGAAACUUCUGCCCCCCAAACCACUGGCUGUCAGAGCAGGAAGACAUCAGAGCAGAUAAGGUCACUCAGCUGUACGUGCCAGCUGCCAGACAUAUGUGGAGGUUUCGGCGGAUGGGGAGGAUCGGCCCCCUGCAGUCCACCCUGGAUGUGGGGUUGGAGUCGCCUGCCCUGUCUGUAUCUGAGGAGAGACAGCUUGCCAUCCUGACAGAGCUGCCCUUCGUGGUUCCAUUUGAAGAGCGGGUAAAGAUCUUUCAAAGGUUGAUUUAUGCAGACAAGCAAGAAGUUCAAGGAGAUGGCCCAUUUCUGGAUGGAAUUAAUGUCACAAUAAGAAGGAAUUAUAUUUAUGAGGAUGCUUAUGACAAACUUUCCCCAGAAAAUGAGCCUGACCUGAAGAAGCGCAUCCGCGUCCACCUGCUCAACGCGCACGGCCUGGACGAAGCCGGCAUCGACGGCGGCGGCAUCUUCCGGGAGUUUCUGAACGAGCUGCUGAAGUCGGGCUUCAACCCUAACCAGGGCUUCUUCAAGACGACGAACGAGGGCCUCCUGUACCCCAACCCGGCUGCGCAAAUGCUCGUGGGGGACUCCUUCGCCCGACAUUACUACUUCCUGGGCAGAAUGCUUGGAAAGGCUCUCUACGAAAACAUGCUGGUGGAGCUGCCCUUUGCGGGCUUCUUCCUGUCCAAGCUGCUGGGCACCAGUGCCGACGUGGACAUCCACCACCUGGCCUCCCUGGACCCGGAGGUUUACCGGAACCUGCUGUUCCUCAAGAGCUACGGGGGCGACGUGGAGGAGCUGGGGCUGAACUUCACUGUGGUGAACAACGACCUCGGGGAGGCCCAGGUAGUAGAACUGAAAUUCGGCGGGAAGGAUAUCCCUGUCACCAGUGCGAACCGGAUCGCGUACAUCCACCUGGUGGCCGACUACAGGCUGAACAGGCAGAUCCGCCAGCACUGCCUGGCCUUCCGGCAGGGCCUGGCCAACGUGGUCAACUUGGAGUGGCUGCGCAUGUUCGACCAGCAAGAGAUUCAGGUACUGAUUUCUGGUGCACAAGUUCCCAUAAGUCUAGAGGACCUGAAGUCCUUUACCAACUACUCAGGGGGCUAUUCCGCCGACCACCCUGUGAUCCGAGCCUUCUGGCGCGUCGUGGAGGGCUUCACCGACGAGGAGAAGCGCAAACUGCUCAAGUUCGUCACCAGCUGCUCCCGGCCCCCUCUCCUGGGGUUUAAGGAGCUGUACCCCGCCUUCUGCAUUCACAACGGCGGCUCCGACCUGGAGCGGCUGCCCACCGCCAGCACCUGCAUGAACCUGCUGAAGCUGCCCGAGUUCCAGGACGAGGCGCUGCUGCGCAGCAAGCUGCUCUACGCCAUCGAGUGCGCCGCGGGCUUCGAGCUGAGCUGAGCCCGGCGCAGCGGCCUCUGCAGAGAACUGUGUCGCCGCCUCGUAAGUAGCCCCUCCCAGGCCCACGAGGACGCUCAGGCUGGCUCCCACUGCUCUCCUGCCCUCCGUUUUUUACAUGGUUUCAGCCACUGUCACUUACUCAGAUGGGCAUUGCUUUUUAAGUAACUUAAAUUUAAAUAACAUGUCAUGUGCCAUGCGGCUCAUUCAGUAAUUUUGCCAAGAACACAGUUUUAAGACAAGUGGCAACUCAGUGAAAUUAACCAAAGAUGCAGCUUUGGCGUUGUGACGGGUUCCAGGCUCCCUCUGCUGGGCCCCUGGGCUGUGAGUGCCCUCUGCUGGGCGCCCCUGGGCUGAGGGGCCCUGGGCAGGCCCCGGGCGCUGCUGCUGUUCACAGACUGUGGGUUGGGUGCCGACUCAGGGGCACUGCUUCUCGUGGGCUGAGCUGUUUACAAGCCUGAUUGUUCAAACUCCUGCUGCCUUUCCCUGAGGGCGAGGGCUGGAGAAGAAACGCGUGGCGGUGGCGUCCUGUGCUCGCCAGGCCGUGGCUCCCACAGGUGCUGGGGCGCACCGUGGGCCUCCUCACUGGCCUGGCUGUUACUGUGGGGCGGGGAGGGCUCCGUCUUACCCAUGUCUCCACUCUGUCUGGAGAGCUCUAGGGAGAGGGGUCUGUGACCACAGUAAGUGACAACGUGGGAGCAGACGCUGAGCUCGAUCCAGUCACUUGAACCAAACACCUCGUCCGGGGGCAGCGGCGUUGCCCUGGAUGUUGGGGUGACCUGCCACGCUUCUGCACCCUCCGCUUCCUCAAUGGUGCUGCUUUGAAGGCGGGACAGUCCCCACACGCGCCUAGGGAGGAGUGCGGGCCAUUUCCGCGCAAUCGGCACUUUAUCAGGACCCCAUGGUUGCUGGCAGCGGCGGCGGUGAGAGCCGGGCCUCCUCGCCAGCGGCGGCAGCCUGGACUCGGCCCCGGCUCCAGCUCCGCUCCCCUCCGCGGCCCCGCUGGGCUCCGGGCUGACCCUCCAACUGACUCGAUUAGCAAUAUCCUUCCACGUGCGGGACUGAAUGACACUUUUAAGACAAUGACCAUUAUCAAACAUGUAAUUUCUUAAUUGGAAUAAUAAAUUAAGUGUUAAAUGCUAUUUGUAGUCUUGAUAUACACAGAAAUAAAAUAAUUAGGGUUUGUC